Messenger RNA from Durio zibethinus, 1512 nucleotides. RefSeq names its product pale cress protein (PAC) (gene PAC). Lineage: Eukaryota; Viridiplantae; Streptophyta; Magnoliopsida; Malvales; Malvaceae. The record is from RefSeq and is a predicted model, not a curated record. Gene Ontology annotation, biological process: chloroplast mRNA processing; chloroplast organization; cellular response to light stimulus. Gene Ontology annotation, cellular component: chromoplast; chloroplast; etioplast.
CAGUAUCUUUAAAACAGCCAAUAAAAUUUAACAUGCCAGCAUAUCAUAAGUCCAACAAUUGCAACCCACGGAAAUAUCCGAACUCCGAAGUGUUGUGCUCUCAGUCUGAUAGUUGUCGGAAGCAUAUAUGGAGGCAAAGCCGUUCCCUCUAACCUGCGCACCCUCCUUGCCACCCUUGCUUCCACCCACUAACAUGCGCUUCUCUCGUUUCAAGACCAUUUUCCCAUCUGGAGAAGUUUUGAGAAGGAGUAUGCCCAAAGAAGAACAACUUCUGGAAGGGAUGCCGAAGGAGUAUUACGAUGAUGAAUGGCAAGCCAGACAACGGGAAAAAACAAAGGAGUUGCAUAGAAGACGUCGAGAGGAAGAGGAAGAAGAGGAAAGAAAGAUUGAAGAAUAUCGUGAAAUAGGUUUGCGUUUGAUGGGGUACCCAGAAGAAGAUGUCAGAAGAGCAAGAAAAUUAGUUUCAAGCUUCAUUAGGGCUGAAGAAGAGGUGGAAGAGAAAAUUGAGGAGGCUGCGGAGAGAGGUGAACUCAAUGAACUUGUGCUAAUGGUCAUAUGGAAUCGCCUUGAUCUUGCUCGGCGUGAUGAUGAAAAGGAUGCCAUUAGGAGUCUUGAUCUCCUAUACAGAAGAGUUGAGACCGAGAUACUGAAACGGGAGGCUACUCCUGCCAUGAGACUGCUCAAUGAUCUUUUGAAUAUGCAUGAUGGGUUUGACGAUGAAGGAUGGUUGAAGGAAUGUAAAAAACGCAUGGCUGAUGCUUUUCCACGGGAGGAUCCAUUUACUGUCCUUGUACCAGCUGGAUUUGACAUUGAUAAGCAUCACGGGCCAUUGUCACUGCCACUUGAAGCUGAUGAUAUUCUUCUGAGAGUGGAUUUUGUAAGAGAGGUUGAUGCUUUGCUACAAGAGGUUCGAUCUGAACAAAAUGAAGCACAAAGCGCACAAGGGCUUGAUCCAGAAUCUGUUGCACUAAGAUUGAAGGAACAGGAGAAAAAACGAACCAUACACCGAGUUGAAACUCUAGUAGACUUGGCAAUUAAUUUGAAGUGGUAGCUCUAGUUUUUUGUUUUCGGGUGAAAGAGGGAGCCUGAUUAUUGGGGGUUCAGGAGAAAAAAGGCAUCCAGUUUUCCCUCAUCAGCUUCUGCAUAGUUAGAUUUUGGCUUGGAAGAUCCAAUGAAUCUUGUACCCAUAGUUGGAUAUGGCAUAUGUACUUGUAGGAGUAUAUAGUAUAGGUUACAGAUCACUGGUUUUAUCAUGCCUAGCAAUUAUUGGUUUUACAGGUGGAAUGCAUCGUCGCAAUGGACAACAUGGAUUUGCAAGCUUCUAUUCUUCCUUUCAUUCUCCAGAUUCAUGAUGCCUCCUAGCAAUACAGAAGUUUCGUUCCCAGAAACUUACUGGGAGCUACAGAAAUGACUUGCCCUUGUUUUCUCAUUAAGGGUUUGAGUUGGAGGCUGGACCUUUCUAAAACUAAAUCCAACAGUCUCAAGUAAUCAAAAUCACCCUAUUUAUCUAAC